Messenger RNA from Vigna angularis (adzuki bean), 1626 nucleotides. Its product is annotated as receptor-like protein 53. The record is from RefSeq and is a predicted model, not a curated record. The transcript has a single exon. The coding region runs from base 249 to 1508 and encodes 419 amino acids. Gene Ontology annotation, molecular function: protein binding. NCBI's taxonomy places the organism in Eukaryota, Viridiplantae, Streptophyta, Magnoliopsida, Fabales, Fabaceae.
UCCCUUUCUUCUUUCUGUAAACAAUAAAAAUAAAUUAAAAAAAAUAAAUCUCAACAGAGAAAAGGUUGUUGCAUCGAACAAGCAUCUGAGUUCAGUUCUGUCCGUGAAGCCACUCACUCAAAAAAGUUCUCUAACUACUUAAAGAGGAAGAAUCCUACUCUUCACAAAAAACCCACCUUUCUCUCUUGUGGUUCGUUUCUUCCAUCACCAUCAAAAUCAAAAGCUUCACACCAGAGUGGAAAGUGCCAAUGGGAUCUCUCUGUGUCCCUCUAUCUACGAUCUUCUCAAUUUGUUGUCUGGUAUUACUGGGUGCUGAAUCAAAGACGCAUUGGGAAGAUGCAGAGGUUCUGAAGGAGCUAAAGCGAGGUUUGGAACCAGCUUCGGUCAUCCCAGGCUCUUGCAUCAGUUCCUGGGACUUCACCGUCGACCCCUGCGACAACCUAUUCGGCCAGAAAUUCACGUGCGGCUUCAGAUGCGACCUUGUCGUUUCGGGCCUCAGUCGAGUCACGGAACUUGCGCUGGACCAAGCGGGUUAUGUUGGCUCUCUCACCUUCACGUGGAACCUUCCUUUUCUACAAACACUCGAUCUCUCCAAGAACCAAUUCUCCGCCCAAAUUCCCGAUUCCUUUUCAAACCUAACUCGCCUCCGCCGACUCAGUCUCUCGUCGAACUCCUUCUCCGGCGAGAUACCCCCUUCUCUCGGCACACUCCCCACCCUCCAAGAGCUUUACCUCGACAACAACAACCUAACAGGAGCAAUCCCACAAGGCUUCCACAACCUUAAAAGACUCGAACUCCAGUCCAACAAACUCAGCACCUAUCUAUCCAACUUGGACUCCUUCACAAACCUUAAAUACCUCGAUCUCAGCGAUAACUCCAUCGCCGGAGUGUUGCCGGCAUCGCUCCCUGUUUCGCUGGUUCAGAUAUCCAUUCGGAACAACAAUUUAAGUGGUGUCUUGUCGAGUGAAAGCUUCGGGAAUUUGACGAGGUUGCAGGUGGUGGAUUUCAGCUCCAACCGAAUCAGCGGUUCCAUUCCUUCGGUUUUCUUCGAGCUUCCGUCGUUGCAGCAGUUGACGCUAUCCUUCAACGAGUUCACGAAGGUCGAAGCACCUUAUAAGGGAGUGGAGUCCCGGAGCGGGCUUAUCGCGGUUGAUUUAAGCAACAACAAGCUGGAGGGGUUUUUGCCGUCGUUCAUGGCGAUGGUGCCGAAGUUAUCGUCGUUGUCGUUGGAGAAUAACCAGUUCACAGGGCGAAUAGCGACCCAGUUUGCGGUGAAAACGGUGUCUCCCCAAACGGGAGUGUCUCAGUUGGGGAGGCUUCUGUUGGGGGGGAAUUACUUGGUAGGAGGGAUUCCUCGACCCUUGUUGACGCUGAAACGCGAUUCUGCGAACGUGAGUUUAGUUGAUAACUGCUUGUACAGGUGCCCUCACAGUUUCUUCUUCUGCCAAGGUGGACAACAGAAGCCAUUGACACAGUGUAACGACAGAUUUGUCUCAACCAGUGAAUAAUUUUACUUUAUUUUUUUUACUUUUCUUGUUGUUGAUUUAUGAUGACACAUCUUAUCUUAAAUGCUGUACAAAUAUAUGACUCUAUGCUUAUUCAUGAGAGCUUUUAGGUCAACGCUAA